CGAUGUGUAAUCACUUGCAUGAUAUAUCAAACUAUCGGAAAACUGUACUCGAAAGUCGCGAAAUUACCAAGGACAGAUAAGAAUGGAUCGACCAGUUUCGUCACCAUUGGUACUUUUGCGCGUGUCGAAUAUAUGCUUCGUCUCAGUCAUUGCCAGUAUGCGCGUGUUUCCGUAGUAGUGAAUCAUUUCCAGAUGUGUCAACCUUACGAGACCGUUGUUUCAUACAAAUUCGCGGUGCAGCGAGUUUCCUCGCGUCACGUUCAAAACAAACCGCGGUAAUAUUAUCAACGUUUCAAUCACUUAUCAAGACAAGUGACGGCCGUGAAAAUGCGUAUUAUUUUUGUAAAAUUUCGCGAACUGUCGCAAAAAUAUCCAAUUGUAAGGGGAAUGGCUUCUUAUUCUAUUAUAUGGCCAACAGGAAGUUUAAUACAACAAAAAUUAUUAGGACAAGACGAAUUAAAUUAUCUACAAGCAUUAAGAUUUAGUUUAUAUGGUGGAUUUUUUGUAGCUCCAACACUGUAUUGCUGGUUAAGGUCUUCUUCAUACUUUUGGCCAAAGUCAGACCUGAAGUCUGCAAUUACCAAAGCUUUAAUAGAACAAGUAACAUACAGCCCUGCAGCAAUGUGUUGUUUCUUUUUUGGCAUGAACUUGCUUGAAAUGAAACCUAUAGCUGAGUGUGUAGAAGAAGUUAAACGAAAAUUCUGGCCUACUUAUAAAGUUGGUGUUUGUGUGUGGCCUGUUCUACAGACAAUCAACUUUUUUCUUGUCCCAGAACAUAAUCGUGUAGUUUAUGUAAGUUUUUGUAGUUUAAUUUGGACCUCUUUUCUUGCAUAUAUGAAAGCUCUGGAAGCUCAGAACAAACAAAAUCGAUUAACAAAAGACAAUAAUAUAAAACACAAGGGUGAUUUUGUAAGUAAUGUUAAUACUGAACCUGUUAGUCAGGUAGAAGAUAAAAGUAAAAGGUUACCUGUUUUACGAUGA
Molecule: messenger RNA, 981 nt
Organism: Habropoda laboriosa
Lineage: Eukaryota; Metazoa; Arthropoda; Insecta; Hymenoptera; Apidae
Product: mpv17-like protein
Exons: 4
Coding region: 328-981 (217 amino acids)
Cellular component (GO): cytoplasm; membrane
Source: RefSeq, a predicted model, not a curated record